AUGUAUAAGCUGAGCCCUCAUUUUUCAAUGGCAGAUAAAACAUGCAACAUAUUGUCACUUGUUUUGACAAGUCCCUCUCAUCAGUCUGUGCGUGUCUAUGUUUGUCACCACCCUUUGUCUGUUGGCACCUGUCUUCUGUUGGUAUGUUGCCCUACCACCUCUUUGUUUGUCACCACCCUUUGUCUGUUGGCACCUGUCUUCUGUUGGUAUGUUGCCCUACCACCUCUUUGUUUGUCACCACCCUUUGUCUGUUGGCACCUGUCUUCUGUUGGUAUGUUGCCCUACCACCUCUUUGUUUGUCACCACCCUUUGUCUGUUGGCACCCGUCUUCUGUUGGUAUAUUGCCCUACCACCUCUUUGUUUGUCACCACCCUUUGUCUGUUGGCACCUGUCUUCUGUUGGUAUGUUGCCCUACCACCUCUUUGUUUGUCACCACCUUUUGUCCUCUGUCUUAAUUUGUCUUUCAUUCUCAAACCUUUCACUGUCUGUUCAUAUCUUAGCUCCUUGAUAUUCAUUUAUUUAAGCUGGUUUCUCUCUCUCUCUCUCUCUCUCUCUCUUUUAUUGCUGUCUGUCUGUCUCUCUCUCUCUCUGCUGACUGUGUGUGCAUGUCUCUGUCUCUCUCUGAUUGCUGUCUCUCUGUCUCUGAUUGCUGUCUCUCUGUCUCUCUCUGAUUGCUGUCUCUCUGAUUGCUGUCUCUCUGAUUGCUGUCUCUCUGAUUGCUGUCUCUCUGAUUGCUGUCUCUCUGAUUGCUGUCUCUCUCUGAUUGCUGUCUCUCUGCUGUCUCUCUGA
This is a messenger RNA of Acanthosepion pharaonis, 789 nucleotides long. Lineage: Eukaryota; Metazoa; Mollusca; Cephalopoda; Sepiida; Sepiidae. The record is from the annotation of a GenBank genome assembly.